AGGGCGAGGGCGAGGAUCGAUCGGCACGUUGUGUGCUUCGAACGCAGCAGCAGCAGCAGCGGCAGCGAAACGUCUCUUGCGCUUGCUCUUGCUCGUGCUCGUGCGCUGCCAUAAACCCUGCCAGCGACGGUGCGGCCUCGUGCCUCAGAGAAUGGGCGAUCGGGAUUGAGAUCGAGAUCGAGGUCGAGAUUGAGGUCGAGCUCGACAUGGAGAUGGAGCUGGAGGUUUAGCGAAGCGAGGGGAGUACGAGGGCUGUGAAGGCGAAGGGAUGGGCAAAGCAGGAGGUCGCGGAUUUCUUCCGGCGUGAGAGGGCGGAGCGAUGGAAAUGACGAGGGGUGAUGGAGCGGGUGUUUGAUGGGAGCAGAUCUCGGAUGGGCGGAUCGGCACAUGGUCGUGCUCGUGGGCUGGCAGCUGUGGGAGUCGAUCACCAGGUCCGAUUCGUUGAUGUGGAGGAGGAGAGGAGAGGAAGCGGGAGGAAGGACGAGCUCGUCGAUGUCUGACUGAGGGCAGCGGUAGUAGAAGCAGAAGUAGAAGUAGGGCUCGGGAGUGGUGCUGAAUGCGAAGGCGGGGCUCGGCGAGAGGGAGAGGGAGAGGGAGGAACUCGAAGCACGAGCACGAGCGCUAGCGCGAGCCCGAAUGGCGCACCUGGGCGCCACGUCGCGCGUGGCUUGGGUGUAUCUGGCGGUGUUAUUUUUAUGGCGUGUCGUCGCUGGCCGGGGAGCCGUCGAGAGCGAGCGCCAAUUGUUGAAUUUCGAAGUGAGCUUGCCGGAUGGGAGCGAGCGAGUGGACUUCCUGUGUGACCUCGGGAGUGGAGGUUUCGAAACGCAGAACGGUGUUCUUGUAGAUUCUAGUGAGCUGGUGGAUCUUAUGGACCAGGUCGUCGUAGUUUCUCAUCGCAGCGCGAUGGAAUCAGGUGGAAUUUCCUGCUGGCAUGAAAAGCUCGGAACCUCAUUACCUUCAUCGAUAGUGGAUGCCCUUUCUUCCCAGAUCCAGGCGUUUUUAUCCCAUCGACUUCGAUCUCUCUUGGAAAAUGAAGCAGAUUCUUCGCCUGCCCCUUCUUCCUUGAAAGAUGGCAGCGACAAGAUUCCCAAAGACAACUCAACUACGCAUGAUCCUGCGAAGAAAGAUGUGGAAGAGCAAAGUAAAGGGGAUUCUAAGGACCCUGAUCUUUCAAAGGGUAAAGAAGCAAAGAACGGCACGGACAAUGCACCCCCACAUGCACCUCCGAUUGUACCGCCGAAAGAGAACAGUCCUCCAGUCAUGGAAGGCAAGAUCGAUGCCUCUCCACCGCCACCGAAGGUCAAUGACCCAUCCCCGCCACCGGUGAAAGAGGAAAACAAAGAAGACCAGGAUACAGAGAAAAAGGAGACGCCAGCAGAGCCCGUGAAGGGAACGCCUGUAGACCCGGUGGAUCAGUCCGGCAAACACCAGGACACGCAUGAUAGCAAAUACAAUGUUUGUGAAGAGGGGAAGAAUCUCGUCACUUUGUUGCAGACUUCUGGCGAUGGAACUCAAGCAUUGACCUUGUCCUUACGGAAUGAUGGAGAAGGUGUUUUGGACGUUCAAAUCACAACGCCCAUCGGUUUAAUGGCAGAUCCAUCAAGAGUUCAUUUGAGGAAAGGGGAACCUUCAUUGAAGGUUAACAUUUCUAUAGCGGACGAAGCUCUAUUAGCAAAAAAUCAAAAUCCGUCUAUCCUCAUCUCCUCGAGCGAAGGGGAUUGUCUGGUUCCCAUCAAUCUAGAUGUUCUCGGGAAUGCAGAUAGUCAGUCAUAUUUUGACCGGUUUUCCAUGCCCAGCAUGCCCACAGUCGUCACCCCCGAAAUGAGGCUUGGAGCCUUCUUCUUCAUUAUGUCGAUAUUCGGUGGACUUAUAAUAUGGCGUACUUGGGCAAGAUGGAGGCCUAGAGAUGCGGCUGGGGCUGGACACAGCUACCAAGAACUGGAAAUGAGUCUUCCGAGCAGUGUCGAUAACGCGACUUCAGCAUACGAGAAGGACGAUAAGAGUGCCGGAUCCGGGGACGAGGAAGGAUGGGAUGAAGUGUGGGAUGACUGGGAAGAUACGGAAGCUGCCAGAUCGUCCUCCAGACUGAUCCCGAGUUUGUCUGCCAAAGGGUUGGCUGCGAGAAGAUCAAACAAGGACGGAUGGGAUAACUCGUGGGAUGACUAAUUGUAGCUAGCUAGCCAGUAGUACUGAGGAGAAAGAGUGGAUGGAAUGGCCCGACGGGGCAGUCGGAAUACGGACAUAGGUUUGCAAUUUAGCAGUAGCUAGGGAAGAAUCGGAGGGAACGUCACCUUUUGACGACUUUGUUGUAGAGUGUAAAUUACUGAUGCACCCGAUGUCAGCUGCCCAUUCAGCUGGAUGAGGCCUGAGGUCCAGCAGGUCGUAUAGAAUAUUUCGCAUUUGCCACAUUGAUGAACGGUAUUUGUAAGGUCUUCUUGACAACCUUUACAUUGUGACCGUGAGCAGACCCAGGUCAAUGUACACAGCAGACUUGGAGAUUUGUCAUCCGUUCAAGAUCUGUCUCUGCAUCACCUGAGAAACGAACUUUCAAUUGAAUUGGGAUCAUUUAAGAUUGUAUUACC
Messenger RNA from Marchantia polymorpha subsp. ruderalis, 2582 nucleotides. The record is from the annotation of a GenBank genome assembly. Lineage: Eukaryota; Viridiplantae; Streptophyta; Marchantiopsida; Marchantiales; Marchantiaceae.